GUUCAGCAGCCCGAGAUACUAGCUGAUAAUAUAACAAGUGGAGAAGGGGAAGUAUUGCUGACUUUUCUGUUGAGCCUAGAAGAGCAGAUCUCUUUUACUAGGCUGAGGGCAGAAGAGAAGGAACCACAGUGCUGGAAGGAAUGGAAAAGGUAGUGGGUGCGGUAGUGCUGGUGAACUCCUUCCUCCUCUGCAGUGCCAUCCUGGACCUGACUGGCACCCGUGAGAUUGAAGGAGUGUGGAAGAGUUCCACUAUCUUACCAUGCAUCUAUGUACCCAUAGAGGACUUCAAUCAAGCAACAGUCAUUUGGACCAUGGAGCGUGAUCAAACCCCUGUCACUGUCAUUCGAAGAGAUCUCACUGGUGACCACACUCUGCUAACUCGGUAUAGAGGCAGGGUCAGCAUCCAAAAAGAAACCCCAGGCAAUGUCUCCCUCCAGAUUAAGGAUCUUGAAAUCCCAGACAGUGGGCGCUACACUUGCAAAGUCACCUGGAGAGCCCAGAAUGACAGCCUGAUAACAAAGGAGAUGACAACUACAGUUCGAGUUGUUAAAGUUGCAGUGUCCAAACCCAUCAUCACACCUGGUCAUCUGGGACUGACAGUGCCGGAAGGGGCUAGGGCAAGCCUGACCUGCUCAGCCAGAGGGUCCCCACCCAUCAGCUACCAA
Molecule: messenger RNA, 665 nt
Organism: Gavialis gangeticus (Gharial)
Lineage: Eukaryota; Metazoa; Chordata; Crocodylia; Gavialidae
Product: V-set and immunoglobulin domain-containing protein 4-like
Exons: 3
Biological process (GO): negative regulation of T cell proliferation; negative regulation of interleukin-2 production; negative regulation of macrophage activation
Molecular function (GO): complement component C3b binding
Source: RefSeq, a predicted model, not a curated record